Molecule: messenger RNA, 1552 nt
Organism: Phasianus colchicus (ring-necked pheasant)
Lineage: Eukaryota; Metazoa; Chordata; Aves; Galliformes; Phasianidae
Gene: AK8
Product: adenylate kinase 8
Biological process (GO): nucleobase-containing compound metabolic process
Molecular function (GO): AMP kinase activity; ATP binding
Source: RefSeq, a predicted model, not a curated record
UCUAACGCCUCUCUUACGUUCCGCGGCGCGUGUCGCUGCGUCGCCUUGCAGUGACGUCACUCCAUAGCAACGCAGCACCGCGGACGGUUGCUAAGGGCGGCCAUGGACGCCCCCGCCCGGCCGUGGCCGCCGUCGGUGGGCGACUACGCGGAGCAACAGGGGCUCUUCCGGCUCCUGCAGAACAUGCUUGAAGAGCUGCUAAUUCAUAAGCCGGAGGACCCCAUUCAGUUUAUGAUAGAGCAUUUAAAGCAGCACAAUGAUGAUGCUCCAAGGAUUUGCAUACUUGGUCCACCUGCUUCUGGUAAAACCACAAUGGCAAUACGGCUUUGUAAACAUUUGGAUGCCAUACGUAUCUCUCAGGAGACUUUGCUUUCCAAGGAAACAUUAGCUCUGACAAAGGAAGCAAAGGCAUAUAAAGAAAGAAAACAGAAAAUUCCCAACGCGCUUUGGGCCAAUCUGAUCCGGGAACGUCUGUCAAACGUGGACUGCAUCAAACAAGGCUGGAUUUUGGAAGGCUUCCCUGAAAAUCAGGAACAGGCACGGUUGCUGCAAUCAUCUGGCAUCAUUCCGAGGCACGUUGUUGUGCUCUAUGCUGCAGACACUACGCUGAUUGAACGGAACAGUGGGAAGAGGCUCGAUCCCCUCACAGAAGAGGUGUACCACACGACCUUUGAUUGGCCAAGUGAUGUGCAGAUACAGCAACGUUUGGUGAAGCCAGAUCUGUCUGAGGAGGAAAUGUCAAAGCAAUUGCUGGAAUACCAUAGGAACUUCCCCGGGGUGUUCCAGAUCUACCAAAAAAUUUUGAGAUCGAUCAAUGCAGACCAGCCUUGUGUGGAUGUCAUAUCACAAGCUCUUACCUACGUCCAAACCCAGCACCGAUCAGCUGCCCCUUUUACUCCACGUAUUCUCUUUUGUGGCCCCCCAGGCAGUGGGAAGAGCCUGCAGGCAGCACUAAUAGCUCAGAAAUACGGCAUUGUCAACAUUUGCUGUGGGCAACUGCUAAAGGAAGCUGUUGCAGACAAGACAAAACUUGGAGAACUCGUUAAGCCUUAUAUUGACAAUGGAUACCCAGUCCCAGACAACAUGGUUAUGAAGAUCCUGGAGAGACGCCUAAAUGCACCAGACUGCAUGACCAAGGGCUGGGUGCUUCGUGGCUUCCCAAGGGACAUAGAGCAGGCAGAGAGGCUGCAAAAAGCAUGUAUUAUUCCAAACAGGGUAUUUUUCUUCAAUCUUCCCUACGAAUCCAUCAUUGAACGACUGUCUCAGCGGAGGAUUGAUCCAGUCACAGGGGAAAGAUAUCACACAACACUCAGACCAGCACCCACUCCAAAGAUCCAAGCCCGCCUCAAGCAGAACCCCAAGGACAAGGAGGACAACAUUGAGAAACGCGUGGACACCCAUCACAGGAACGUCAGGGAUCUGCAGGAGUUUUAUGAAGACGCCUUUUAUGUCAAUGCUGAUCAAGACCCAUAUCCUAUCUUUGAGUUUAUAGAAAGCUGUAUCAUUAAGCCCCUUCCGUGCAAAAAAAUUAAAUGCUUCUAAUUAAUUAAGG